Catharus ustulatus (Swainson's thrush) is the source of this 1282-nucleotide messenger RNA. RefSeq names its product goosecoid homeobox (gene GSC). Gene Ontology annotation, cellular component: nucleus. Gene Ontology annotation, biological process: regulation of transcription by RNA polymerase II. Gene Ontology annotation, molecular function: DNA-binding transcription factor activity, RNA polymerase II-specific; RNA polymerase II cis-regulatory region sequence-specific DNA binding. Lineage: Eukaryota; Metazoa; Chordata; Aves; Passeriformes; Turdidae. The record is from RefSeq and is a predicted model, not a curated record.
AUGACGUCGCCUGGGUAUAAAAAAGGGAAGAGGUUCAGAUGGAUUAUACUCCGAGCAGCCCUCUGGGUUGAGAUCAGUAAACAGGCGAGAGUUGAGGGGGGAAAGUUCCAGGGGUGGAUCCUGCGCGCACGCACACACACCGCACACGCGCGCACAGACACACACGCACACUCUGCCCGCAAGCUGCCCUCGGAAAAGGCUCCGUUCUUUUCGCUCCGAUCCCUUUUUAAAAUUUAUCCGAAAAGUUUCGAUUUCGUGUCCUUCCAGCCUCUCCCCCCCUCCCCAGCCACCACCUACCCUCCCUCCCGCCCUCCUCCCUCCCUCCCCCGGCCGGUCCCCGCCGCCCUGCCCCGCACGGUUUGGGGCAUGCCUGUGAGCAUGUUCAGCAUCGACAAUAUCCUGGCGGCCAGACCUCGCUGCAAGGACUCGGUGCUGCUGCCCCCGAGCGCCGCGCCCGUCGUCUUCCCCAGCCUCCACGGGGACUCGCUCUACGGCAGCGCCUCCGACUACGGCGGAUUUUACUCCCGGGCGGUGGCUCCCGCCUCCGCGCUGCCGCCGGCCGUCACUGGAUCUCGGCUCGGCUACAACAACUACUACUACGGGCAGCUGCAUGUGCCGGCGUCCCCCGUGGGCCCUUCGUGCUGCGGGGCCGUGCCGCCCCUGGGCGCCCAGCAGUGCUCCUGCGUUCCCCCCGCAGGUUACGAGGGCACUGGGUCAGUCCUGAUGUCCCCUGUUCCCCAUCAGAUGUUGCCCUACAUGAACGUGGGCACUUUGUCCCGGACGGAGCUGCAGUUACUGAACCAGCUGCACUGCAGGCGAAAAAGACGGCACCGGACUAUCUUCACUGACGAGCAGCUGGAAGCGCUGGAAAACCUCUUCCAGGAAACGAAAUACCCAGACGUGGGCACCAGGGAACAGCUGGCCAGAAGGGUGCACUUAAGAGAGGAAAAAGUGGAGGUUUGGUUCAAAAACCGCCGGGCGAAGUGGAGGAGGCAAAAGCGAUCGUCUUCGGAGGAAUCAGAAAACGCACAAAAGUGGAAUAAAGCGUCUAAAACGUCACCGGAGAAGAGACAAGAGGACGGGAAAAGUGACUUGGACUCUGACAGCUGAUACUUCUAAGCGGGGGGGACAUUUCCCGUGGACUGUCGGAUACGCUCCCGAGGAUGCUACUAAUCUUGCACAAGAUCUGCCUUGUUGGAGGGGGAAAAUAUCUGUAUAUAAUGUACAAUGCCCCGAGUGAUUCCGUGUAAAUAAAAUGUGUUGCGGAGGUGUUGCACAGGUA